Molecule: messenger RNA, 2834 nt
Organism: Equus quagga
Lineage: Eukaryota; Metazoa; Chordata; Mammalia; Perissodactyla; Equidae
Product: TATA box-binding protein-associated factor RNA polymerase I subunit A-like
Exons: 3
Coding region: 2094-2624 (176 amino acids)
Biological process (GO): transcription by RNA polymerase I
Cellular component (GO): RNA polymerase I transcription regulator complex
Source: RefSeq, a predicted model, not a curated record
GAGGAUUAAUGGACCAUAUAGAAAAUAUCAGGCUAAAGCACGGAAACAAAAGGAUAAAAAGGGCAGAAAAGAGUGUACAAAGACUUGGUGACAAGGUGUGACAUGCAGUCAUGCGUCACUUAACAAUGGGGAUACGUUCUGAGAAAUGCGUCAUUAGGUGAUAUUGCUGUUGUGUGAACAUCGUAGAGUGACUUACACAAACCUGGGUGGUGUAGUCCACUGCACACCUAGCUGUAUGGUACUGGUCUUAUGGGACCACCGUUGUACAUACAGUCCGUCGCUAACUGAAAUGUUGUUAUGCGCCACGCGACUGUAUUAAUAAUGGGAGUCCCAGGGAAAAGAGAGAGAGAACAGGGCGAGAGCAGAUAUUGCAACCAACAAAAAAGCCAGUAUUUGAGGAGCUAACGGCUAAGAAUUUCCCAAAACUGAUGGAAGACUUCUAGAAUUCUGAUAAUGUUCUGUUUUUUGAUCUGGGUGCUUGUUACACGAGUGUGUAUGACUUUGUGAAAGUUUAUUGAAGGACACAUUCAGCAUUUGUAUUCAUUUCUAUUCCUUAUGUUAUAUUUCAAUAAAACGUUUUAAAAAAAUCUAAAUGAAUUAAGUCAUAUGCAGAAUUCCUUAAAUCAUAAGACAGAUGUGAUUUCACAGGAACCGACUGUUAAUAAUUCUCUCUGAUAUGAGAAUAUUAGAAUAUUGAUCUUGAUUGAUUGAUCUUCUUUUGAAAAAUUAUUAAGAGAAAUUAAUGAAAUUUACUUUUCAUUUUGUAGGAAAUUAUUUCAGUGUAAGGUCGGAGGGCCUCAGCAAACAGACAGAAUGAAUGCAUUUCUAAUAUUAAGUGUGUUGAAAUAAGAAUUACAGUUUUUCUUAAAAUCCUAUUUUUCGAAUAUUCAUAGAAAUAGUCCUUCCUAUUCUUAAAAAGAAGAAUCUUUAAUUUCUCCCUAUUGUGUGAAAAGGUUGUAUAAAUACUUACUCGAAUCCUUUCUCUGUACUGUGUUCCUGAGCACAAUCUUCCCAAAUAGUCAUUCAUGCCUUUCUGGGUUUUUUGUUUUAUAUAAUUAUUCUGUGACAUCUUGUGAUCAGUAAGGAUUAAAUAUCUUUUCUGUGUGAUGGUGAUUCUUUUUUUCCUUUAUUGUUUUCUCAGUCCUGGUUUCUGAAAAGAAAUUAAGGUUUUACAUGUGGUAAAUGGUAUAAAAAUGAGUAAGGAGAAACUAAAAUGUCCCCAUCUCUUUCCCCCACCCCCGUGACUAUCUUGUUGCUAGUGGAGAAUUUUUUUUUUAAAAAAGCUUUACAUAGAACACCUUUCUAUACCCAAAUUGAAACUGGAUAAAAGCAAAGUAUCUUUUAAAUCCUUGCCUCAUUUCCUGAGGGCAUAUUAGACAGUAAGAACUUGAAAGUAAGCUGAAAUUUGAGAAUAUGUAAAAUUACAAGAUUAUUCUUUCUUCCAGAUUUUGUAUCAGAUUGUACCAUCUCAUAAACUGAUGUUAGAAUUCCAUAGAUUACUGAGAAAAUCAGGUAAAUAAUUUUUGUUUUACAUCUCUUUGCACAGGUAAGCUGUAGGCGAGAGAUAGCAAACUGUGGCCCAUGGGCCAGAUCCACCCCUCGCCUGUCUUUAUCAGUCAGGUUGUGCUGGAGGACAACCACAUCCGUUGGUUUUCAUAUUGUGUGGCUGCGUUUGCAUUACAGCAGCAGAGGUGCAUGGUUGUGACCCAGACUGUAUGGCUCACAAAGCUUAAAUAUUUCGUCUGGCCCUUUCCAGAAAGUUUGCUGACCCCUGCAAUAGAACAUUAGUCAAUAAUUAGCAAGAGAGAAAUGUCUUUAAUUUAUAUAAUUCACCUCAUUUUAAUCCCUACUGGGUUUCAGCUCAGUAUGUAGAAGAACAGACUUCUUCAUAGGAGAAAAUCAGCUUAAGUCCAAUAGGUACUGGGACUACUCAGUUCUUCCAGGAAAAGAGAACUUAUAUAAAAUGUCCAAAUAGGGCAGGUAUUUUAAACGGUGCUCUCAGUAGUAUAUAACCCAUAUAGAGAUCACACUAACCCCUGAAUUCGUUAGCAUGGGCUAAAUUAUUAGAUUGUUCAGAUUCAUUUCAGGAGAGCAUGAGCAAAAUGAAUUAUUUUAAGCUGUUAACCAAACUAGAAGACUCAGGAUGCAGUAGUAUUUUAUCAACUGAAUGUGUUUUUCAGCUUUGUGCACUUCAAUACCUAAAGGAAACUCUAACUGUUACGACCAUUGCAGAAAAAGAAGAACACCACAAACUGGGGUUGGAGGUGUUAUUUGGAGUCCUAGAUUUUGCUGGAUGCACUAAAAAUAUAACUGCUUGGAAAUAUUUGGCCAAGUGUCUCCGACAGACCUUAAUGAGGAGUCACCUGGCCUGGGUUCAAGAAGAGUGGAGCUCCAGGAAAAACUGGUGGCCAGGCUUUCACUUCAGCUACUUUUGGGCAAAAAGUGACUGGAAGGAGGAUAAAGCGUUGGCUUGUGAGAAGGCCUUGGUGGCUGGAGUAUUGUCAGGAAAAGGUUGUAGAUAUUUUCGGUAUAUUUCAAAACAAGAUCAUCAAGUCUUCAGGAAGAAAAUUAAGCGGAUGAAGAAAUUAGUGAAAAAAUACAGUAUCGUAAAUCCAGGACUCUGAUACGGAAUUUUAGCUAUUUCCGAUCAGUAGCUACAGUGUAGCAGCUCGCUAGGUAGUUAUCGAAUGUAUUUAUUUAUUUGGUGUUUCAAGAAGCCAGUUUUAUGGCUACAAAAAAGUUAUUUUUAUAUAUUUUUUUACAUUUCUUUUACUGUCUGUUAUGGCUAGAGAAACAGUCUCACUGUCUUUGCUCUUUGCAAAUAUUUUAUUUUU